Messenger RNA from Arctia plantaginis, 1275 nucleotides. Lineage: Eukaryota; Metazoa; Arthropoda; Insecta; Lepidoptera; Erebidae. The record is from the annotation of a GenBank genome assembly.
AUGACUGCUUACGCCCAUGAAUAUUGGUUUUGGGUCUUCGCGAGAGUCAUAGUCGGAUUGACUAUACCAGCGGUGUAUCAAAUACCUUUCAUCAUUUCUUUAGAAUUAGCAGGACCAAACUACAGAUCCUUCGUUACUGUUAUGACGUGUGUCUUCUAUACAUUGGGGUUGAUAUUAUUAUCACUAGUUACCUACUUACUAAGAGACUGGAGAAACCUGGCCCUGGCAACAUCGCUGCCAUUCUUUUUCUAUUAUUUAUACUGGUUUGUGCUGCCAGAAUCUCCUCGAUGGUUACUAAUGCGAGAAAAACUUGAAGAAGCUAAUAAUGUUUUGAAAACUAUCGCAAAAGUCAAUGGCAAGGAAUUACCCGAAGAAUAUACUAUCAAGCUUCAGAGACAAGUCAUUGAACAGAAAGAAAAAGGGAUCUCAAAGGUCAAAUCUGUGAGCGUCUUCGCCCUAUGUCGGACACCAAACAUGCGUCUAAAAACAUUCUUAAUAACCCUGAACUGGUGUGCUUCGGAAAUGGUAUAUGUAGGUCUAAGUUAUUACGGUCCAGCUAUAGGAGACAACCAAUAUAUGAGUUUUUUCUUAUCAUCUGCAGUAGAAAUACCCAGCUAUCUUGUCUGUUGGGUUCUCAUGGACCGCAUCGGACGAAGAUGGCCACUUUGUUUAUCAAUGGUUAUUAGUGGAAUAUUCUGCAUGGUGACAGUAUUACUUCCUGAGGAUGCCUUAACAGAAACCCUGAUCCUUUACUUAAUAUCCAAAUGUUUUAUAUCGGCAUCCUUCUUAAUAAUAUACCCCUACGCCGGAGAGUUGUACCCAACAGAGCUGAGAGGUGUUGGUAUCGGAACAUCUGCAUAUAUAGGAGGCUUGGGCUUAAUUGUAAUACCUUUCAUAAAUUACUUGGGUUCCAGUAAUUUGGUUUUGCCUCUAGUCGUUAUGGGCGCAGUAUCAGUAGUGGGAGGUCUGAGUGCACUUCGGCUGCCAGAAACUUUACAUACAUCAUUACCUCAGACUGCAGAAGAAGGCGAAGAGUUUGGCAAAGACUGGACUUACGCCGAUUGCUUGAAUUGUGGAGAUAAAAAGAAAAUAGUGGAUGCUGAUUCAUAUGAAAAUUUAGAUCAACUGGAACUAACCCCAACACCUCUUGUCGAAGAUGGCCUAGAGAAACCUGACAUAAGACGCAACUCAAUGAGAUAUCUGGUCCGUCAAUCCAGCAUAGUGGAAACCCAACGUGAUGUUGACGGCAAUAUAAAAAUGACUUACUGGUUUUAA